ACAGGAAGAGAUGAGCUUGUGCCGCCGCCCAAUAGACACCCUCGAAACAGAGCGCGAGCAGGAGCAGCAACCUCCUCCAAAUCAAGAGGCCGGAGUGCGAGCCUGUACCUGACCUCAAUUCGGCGUGGAUGCUUUAGCAACAAUCGGCAGACUGAGCCAGCGAGAGAGUGUGGGACAGAGACGGAUAUUUGGGAUACAGCUGUCGCGCGUCCCGACUCUCGGUCUUGCAAUGGGAUGCACGUUAAGUGCAGAGGAGCGCGCGGCUCUGGACCGAAGCAGAGCGAUCGAGAAAAACCUGAAGGAAGACGGCAUAAGCGCAUCCAGAGAUGUCAAAUUACUGCUGCUGGGCGGAGGGGAGUCGGGGAAGAGCACCAUCGUCAAACAGAUGAAGAUUAUCCAUGAAGAUGGUUUCUCUGGAGACGAUGUAAAGCAGUUUAAACCUGUGGUCUAUAGCAACACCAUUCAGAGUCUUGCCACCAUCUUGAAAGCAAUGGAAACUCUUGGUAUAGAGUAUGCAGACAAGGCCAGAACUGCAGAUGCUAAGAUGGUAUUUGAUGUGGUCAGUCGUAUGGAAGACACAGAGCCAUAUUCAACAGAACUGCUGACUGCCAUGAUCCAUCUGUGGGCUGAUGCUGGAACUCAAGCUUGCUUUAGCCGCUCACGAGAGUAUCAGCUCAACGACUCUGCCCAAUAUUACCUAGACUGUUUGCAGCGCAUUGGAUCUCCAGAUUACCUCCCCACUGAACAGGAUAUUCUUCGAACCCGAGUCAAAACCACUGGCAUCGUUGAGACCCAUUUUUCCUUCAAGAACCUUAACUUUAGGCUGUUUGAUGUGGGGGGACAGAGAUCAGAGAGGAAAAAAUGGAUUCACUGCUUUGAGGAUGUGACAGCCAUUAUCUUCUGUGUGGCAAUGAGUGGAUAUGACCAAAUGCUCCAUGAAGACGAAACCACGAACCGUAUGCAUGAGUCUCUGAUGCUCUUUGACUCUAUAUGUAACAAUAAGUUCUUUGUUGACACGUCCAUCAUCCUUUUCCUUAAUAAGAAGGACCUUUUUGGAGAAAAGAUUGUGAAAUCUCCACUGAAUAUCUGCUUCCCAGAAUACACAGGCCCAAAUACAUUCGAAGCGGCGGCUGCAUAUAUACAGACUCAGUUUGAAAGUAAGAAUCGCUCCCCUAACAAAGAGAUCUACUGUCAUCUGACCUGCGCUACAGACACAGGAAACAUCCAAGUGGUCUUUGAUGCUGUCACUGACAUCAUCAUCGCCAAUAACCUGCGUGGUUGUGGUCUCUACUGAGCUCUGACUCCAACAAAUGCUAACAAGUGACUGAACUGACACCCCCGUGACUUUAGCCAAGGCACUUCCCUUUUUCAUUUCACUCUGUCAGUUUUAUGUUCAGAAUAUUUAGCCCUUAUUUUCCUUUGUAGUUUGUCAGUACAUUUUGCUGGAGUAAAUAACGUAUGGGUGUGCAUGUAUAGUGUAAAGAUGAGCAUUUGGCCGGGCAUAGAUGCUUUAAGCAUGAGUGCAUGUGUGUGAGUGUAAGUCACAACGAGUGAGAGUGUUUGUCAGGUGAUAACUCACUGAGGUUCUCUGCUGUGUAAGAGACUUCCAAGUGCUGGCAUGAUCCUAAUCUAAAAUUAUCUUGAAAACCCGAGAAGGAUCACUGACUCUUGCAGGCUUAAAAUCAAAAAAUAUUGAAGGACUGUGAGCAAGAUAUAUGAUGAAUCAUUUAGAAGAGCUGAUUGUCAUUUCAGAAACUAAAUGUUGUCCAGGGGCAGCUCUUAAAGCAAAAGUUGUUGGCGACCUGGCAUCGCCCCCCUCUUUGGGACUCUGCUCAUGCACUGGCUUCUGGCUGUGACAUAAAAUGCCUUUCAGCGAAUGAAGCCUCUUACAAAGUGUGAUGUUGACAACAUUCUCACUCAACAUGAGCACAAAUAGUUCUAAAUCUUUUCAGUUGUUUUUUUUUUGUAUAAAUGACUCUGUAGUUUAUUUAUUUAUAUAACUAUAAGUGCAUGUAUUUACAUAUUUUGUAUGGCCCCACACUUUGUGCACCCUAUCAGUGACGGGCAAUAAAUAAAAACGAACUAGCUUACAGACUUUAGAUGAAGAAAAGCAUAAAUAUUAAGACAGUAAUUCAGAUUCAUAUAUAACUGAAUUACUGAACAUAUGAACUAUUGCUUCUUUUUAACUCACUCUCUUUAACUGAUGACAUAAUGACGUGUGAGAGUGUGUACAGAUGCGUGUUUGAUGCAUGCACAUUCUUUAUUCAACCAUGACCCAUUACUUAACUCAGAUUUCUUUUCCUCUUUUUCUGCUGUGGAUGGAUUUUUUUUUGUUUGGUGCACUGAAUGUCCUCUUUCCUCCCUUGGGGUAAUAAUGCACUGUAACUGCUGGGUUUAGUCUUCUGACCGACCAAUGAUAUGUUUACAUUAAAAAAAGAAAACACUUUAGCACCAA
Carassius carassius (crucian carp) is the source of this 2455-nucleotide messenger RNA. RefSeq names its product guanine nucleotide binding protein (G protein), alpha activating activity polypeptide O, b (gene gnao1b). Bases 230 to 1294 code for a protein of 354 amino acids. The record is from RefSeq and is a predicted model, not a curated record. Gene Ontology annotation, biological process: adenylate cyclase-modulating G protein-coupled receptor signaling pathway; G protein-coupled dopamine receptor signaling pathway. Gene Ontology annotation, cellular component: heterotrimeric G-protein complex. Gene Ontology annotation, molecular function: G protein-coupled serotonin receptor binding; GTP binding; GTPase activity. The transcript has 8 exons. Lineage: Eukaryota; Metazoa; Chordata; Actinopteri; Cypriniformes; Cyprinidae.